Molecule: messenger RNA, 1351 nt
Organism: Guillardia theta CCMP2712
Lineage: Eukaryota; Cryptophyceae; Pyrenomonadales; Geminigeraceae
Exons: 1
Cellular component (GO): membrane
Molecular function (GO): starch binding
Source: RefSeq, a predicted model, not a curated record
AUGGUACAUUCCAAGCGUUCUUCAUCAGUGUCUCUUCUGUUUCUCUGCAUUAGCACAGUCCUUGCUAGCUUCUAUGAUUCGACUUCAGUCUCACAAGCUCGGAUACCGUCAUCGUCCUUGUCUCCUUCAGGCGCCAGGCUGUCGUCUCGUCUCCGUGGGGGAUCCGCCUCGUUGCCUCAUCCAGCGAACUCAUCGGGCUGGUUGGAUGUCGACGAGAGAGAGCAGGCGGAGCAUGCAGAAGCCUCGAUGACCCAUAGGCUCCCAUCCUUCCGAGAUGAGGACCCGACGGAGUCCGAUGGGAAGCAGCGGGCAAGCAUUGUGUAUGAGGGGAUAAGGCCUUCGAUCUCGCUGCGAGACGCCUGGCACUCUCCCUCCACCGAGCCCUCGGCUCCUCUUGACCCUCAGGUCCAGCUGAAGUGGCACAACCAGCUCAUGAAGGAGGCCAAACAGAUGGGAAAGCUGCAGGAUCAUAGGAGCAAGGAGGGCAGGAGAGCGGCGGCCAGGUUUGACUCUGCCGAGUCGUAUGACAGCGAGCUCCAGCAUAGCUCGAGCCUGAGGGCGAGGAGCGAGGAGCGAGAGAGCUUGCAGCAGCCUGCCAGGAGGCCCUCGAGCAGGAGGGAGGGAAGCUCCACAGAGGCUUCCUCCACCAUCCUCCGGUUCAAAGUUGACGUGCUGGGGCUGAGGGAGGGAGAGGAGGUGCUGGUAGUGGGCAACCAUGGGAAGCUAGGGAGCUGGGAUCCUGAUCGCGGGCUGGAGCUGAGCAGCGAGGGAGACAGGAAGGAGUGGAGGGGGGAGGUGGAGCUGAUGCUCCCUGGGGACCUGGUGGCCUACGAGUACAAGUACGUGGUGAGGUCGGGUAAGGAGUACAGGUGGGAGGUCAAGAUACCUAACAGAAAGGUCACGAUCCCGUCUGACUUCUUCGGAAUGAUCGUAGUCGUCCAAGACGGCACGUUCAACAUGAUGAGCCCCACCAGGGUGCUGCUUCCCCAGCCCCGGGAGGAUCCACGGGAGGACGCCGAAGACUUCGGGCGGGAGGAGGAGGAGGCGGAGGCGGAUGAGAGGCAGGAGCAGGCUGCUGCUGGAGCAGAAGAGGGAGAGGGCAGAUCUUUAGAUGGAAACCUGGAGGCCAGGUCAUGGCAUACCCUUGAGAGGGAGCAGCUCGAAGAAGCGUCUGGCAGGCCGGCAGCAGCAACAGCAGGAGCAGGAGCAGCGGAGGAGGAGCAGGAGGCAGCGGAGGCUGGGGGGGAGGAGGAAGACGCAGACGAGAAGACUCUUCUGCAGCGGGAGCUGGAGGUGACGAGGUCGAAGCUGAGCCUCAUGCUGUCCAUGGUCGACAGCCUGCAGGACGCGC